GCCUAAACCUCCUUCAAUGUACCUCCUCCCAAACGUAGAGGAACCAAAUCCAACUACGUCAUGUUUCCACUCAAUUUUGAGAGUCUCAAUCUCACAAACAUGCCCACAACGGCAUCGUCCUUGUUCUCAGCCUAUGCCUCCCUCACCGCAUUCAUAAUGUUGGUCCGUUCCAUAGUUGAUCAGUUGAUCCCCCACGAGCUCCGCUACUACAUCUACUCGGCCUUCGGCCGCCUCUUCACCCCUCGCCCCUCCGACCUCACUCUCAUCGUCGAUGAGUGCUGCGGCAUGGUUCAAAACCAAAUCUAUGAGGCAGCGGAGGUCUACCUCCGGACCAAGAUCAGUCCCCUAAACGACCGUCUCCGGGUGAAAAAGGCACCUCGGCAGAAGAACAUUACCGUCACGAUUGAAAAGGGUGAAGAAAUCAAAGACAGUUUCGACGGGAUAAACAUCAACUGGCGUUUUGUGUGCAGCGGAGGAGAGAAUGAGCAGAACCGCCAUGCGCAACAGAAGCGUCAGUUUGAGCUGACAGUGAAUAAGAAACAUCGAGUCAAAGUAAUUGAGUCCUACUUGCCGUAUGUGCUUGACAGGGCCGAGGCCAUUAAGAAUGAGGACAAGGUUGUGAAGCUCUAUAGCCAAGAGGGGUCAUAUGAUCCGUAUGAUGAUGAAUCCAAUUCGGACUGGAGUUCGAUAAAUCUGGAGCAUCCGGCUACCUUUGAGACACUUGCCAUGGAUGCCGAGGUUAAGAGAACGAUCAUUGAGGAUCUGGAUAGGUUUUUAAGGAGGAGGGAGUUUUAUAAGAAGGUUGGGAAGGCCUGGAAAAGAGGGUAUUUGUUGUAUGGUCCACCCGGGACUGGCAAAUCCAGCUUGAUUGCUGCCAUGGCUAAUUAUCUCAAGUUUGAUAUAUAUGAUGUGGAGCUUACUAGUAUUGAAGACAACUCGGAGUUGAGGAGGAUACUGCUGACUACGACAAACCGUUCUAUCUUGGUCAUUGAGGAUAUUGAUUGCAGUGUGGAGGUGCAAAACCGGGAAUGUGAGGAGGAAGAUCAUCAACCAUCUAACACCAAGUUAACACUCUCCGGCCUACUGAACUUUAUAGAUGGUUUGUGGUCAAGCUGCGGAGAUGAGAGAAUCAUUGUGUUCACCACCAACCACAAGCACAAGAUAGACCCGGCAUUGUUGCGUCCUGGUCGAAUGGAUGUGCACAUUCACAUGUCAUAUUGCACUCCAAGCGGGUUCAGGAUCUUGGCCUCUAACUACCUUGGUAUGCAUGAAAGCAAUCCUCAUCGCCUAUGCGGAGAAGUUGAGGAGUUAAUAGAGAGCUCAAAGGUCACCCCCGCGGAGAUUGCUGAGCAGCUCAUGAAGAGUGAGGAUGCUGAUGUUGCUCUUGAAGGACUUGUUGAUUUCCUGAAAAGAAAGAAGGAAGAGAGCAAUAAAAUUGGGGAUGAAGGGACUAAUAAAUCUGAAAUUCAAGAAACAGAUCAAAACGCAGAAAAGCGGAGCUCAGUCAGUAGCGAUGAUGAACUUGAAUCUUCUCUUUCAGAUGCUCAAAGAUUCACAGUCACAUUUCCAAUGUAUCCUAUCGAUUUCAAAGACAUGCCCACCUCGGCUUCGUCCUUGUUCUCGGCCUAUGCCUCAAUGGCGGCAUUCAUCAUGUUGGUCCGCUCCAUGGUGGACCAACUCCUUCCUCCUGAGUUGCGUUCAUAUAUUUACUCAUUUAUUCACCAAUUCUUCUACACCCCUCGAUCGUUGGACAUGACAAUUAUUAUUGAUGAGAAGUGUGGCUACAUCAACAAUCAAGUUUAUGAAGCAGCGGAAGUCUACCUCCAGACCAAGCUAAGUGAUUCGAAUGAGCGUCUCCGAGUGACCAAAACACCAGGGCAGAAGAGUCUCAACAUUGCCGUUGACAAAGACCAAGAAAUCAUCGAUUUCUUCGAUGGCGUUAAGCUUCGGUGGCAUUUUGUGUGCGCUGAAGACAAGAAUAGUGGUUCUGGUGGUGAUGAUGAAAAGCGUAAGUUUGAGCUGAUUUUUCCCAAGAAGCACAGGACCAAGGUGAUAGAUUCGUACCUGUCACAUGUGUUGGCUCGGGCUAAUGCAAUUAGAGAAGAGGAAAAGGUUCUUAAGCUUGAUUCCCAGCUGACCCAGCAUUCGGGUUCAGUAGAUCUGGAGCACCCAUCAACUUUCGACACAUUAGCUAUGGACCCCGAGCUUAAGAGGACGAUUAUCGAGGAUUUGGAUAGGUUUGUGAGGAGGAAGGACUUCUAUAGGAAGGUUGGCAAGGCUUGGAAAAGAGGGUAUUUGUUGUAUGGUCCACCUGGUACUGGCAAAUCAAGCUUGAUUGCAGCCAUGGCUAAUUAUCUCAAGUUUGAUGUGUAUGAUUUGGAGCUUACUAGUGUUUAUAACAACUCGGAAUUGAGGAGGAUAAUGCUGUCUACCUCAAAUCGUUCUAUUUUGGUCAUUGAGGAUAUUGAUUGCACUGUGGACAUACAAAAUAGGGAAUCUGAGGAGGAUAAUAGUGAACAAUCUAACACCAGGGUAACGCUCUCAGGCCUAUUGAACUUCAUAGAUGGUCUGUGGUCGAGCUGUGGUGACGAGAGAAUUAUUGUGUUCACCACCAACAACAAGGAUAAAUUAGACCCUGCAUUGCUGCGUCCUGGUCGAAUGGACGUGCACAUUCACAUGUCCUAUUGCACCCCGAGCGGGUUCAGGGUCUUAGCCUCUAACUACCUUGGAAUUCAUGAAAGUAACCCUCAUCGUCUUUGUGGAGAAAUUGAAGGUUUGAUAGAAAGCACUGAGGUUACCCCUGCAGAAAUUGCUGAGGAGCUUAUGAAGAGUGAUGAUGUUGAUGUUGCUCUUGAAGGACUCGUCAAUUUCCUCAAAAGAAAGAAAUCCGAGAGGAGUAAAAUAAACGAUGAGGGGAGUCGGGGGACUAACAACAUUGAAAUUGAAGAAACAAAUGAAGAUGCAGAGAGAAAACAGGCUUGAAUAACUUGGAGAUCAAUUUUGCAUCUUCGUUUCUUGAAUUUUCCAGUCUUGGAUAACCAUAUAUAUACCCUUUUGAGACAUUUUGUUUUUGAGCUCGUCUCUUCUAUGAUUUGGAUGUAAUCCUAGAUUAAUUAGGUGAUCUCCUCUUUGUUGUCCCUUAUGCUAGUUGCUACUAAAAUCUUUCUGAUGUAAUGACUUGCGGAACUCAGUUUCGGAACUUAGGAAUGAAAAUGCAGUUUUUCUUGAA
Messenger RNA from Rosa rugosa (rugosa rose), 3229 nucleotides. RefSeq lists its product as uncharacterized. Gene Ontology annotation, molecular function: ATP binding; ATP hydrolysis activity. Bases 61 to 2982 code for a protein of 973 amino acids. The record is from RefSeq and is a predicted model, not a curated record. NCBI's taxonomy places the organism in Eukaryota, Viridiplantae, Streptophyta, Magnoliopsida, Rosales, Rosaceae. The transcript has 3 exons.